AUGCGCAAACUCCUCGGCAAAGUCACUGCCGACAGCAGCACCGACACGAGCCACACCAUCGGCAUCACCAGCGCGCCUCAGUUCCAGACCUCCUACCGCCCCAGCGCCUCCCAGAACGCCGUCUACUCCGCCGGCGUGCCCAUCCUAUGCCUCGAUACCUCUCCCGACCAUCGGACUGCCAUUAUCGCCGGCCGACAUGUUCUCAAGACCGUCGUCUUGGACGGCCUGUCCAUUAGCGAGGGCGUCGAUGUCCGCGGCGCCAUCACGGCCCAGUCGGCCUCGAGCAAAGGUGCUUCGAGCUCCCUGAUGGCCGACCAGCUUUCGAUACGAGACGUAAAAUGGCAUGGCGAUUCCACGAUAUUCACAGCUUGCGCGAACGGCAAUAUCUUUUCCUACGAUCUGGCGCGAAUUGCGACGGGCGGCACUCCCCUGGAGUUUGUCCAGACGAGGGAGGAUUCACGUCAGGUGAACUCGCUGGACAUUAAUCCACAUCGCCGGACGACUUUACUAUCGGGGAGCCAGGAUGGAAUGGUGCGGUAUUUCGACAUUCGCGCCCCGGUCCAGAGUCGCUCGGGCGGCUUCACCUACAGUCCCAGAGGCGCCUACAAGUGCAAUGCAGACGGUGUUCGCCAGGUCAAGUGGUCGCCCAAGGACGGCUUCUAUUUCGCCUGUGGAACAGAGUCUGGUGUGGUUCUGAAGUGGGAUGUGCGCAAGAUCGCGCAGCCUCUGCUCAAGAUUCCUGCACACGACAAGGCCUGCACCUCGAUAUCCUGGCAUCCCGACGGCAACCAUCUGAUCAGCGGCGGCUGGGACAGCAAAUGCACCGUCUGGGACAUGUCCAAGAACGCAGACAAGAGACAAAAGCCGCGCUGGCUCAUUUAUACCCCUGCGCCUGUGUCUGCCGUGGCCUGGAGACCUGGUCUCUGGUCUGCGAGCGCCCAAGGAAAACGCGCCGCUCAAGUCGCUGUGUCAUAUGAUGACGGCAGCCACAAGCGAUACGGAAUCAGCAGCGUUCACAUCUGGGACCUAGCGAGACCCUCAAUGCCGUACAAGGAAAUCGAUCGCUUUGAUUACUCGCCAUCAUGCCUACUGUGGCAGAAUCAAGAUCUCCUGUGGACUGUCGGUAAUGAUGGAUUAUUCAACCAAUGCGACGUCGCAUUCGCCCCCAAGGUGCUGGACCGACAGUCCGUAUCCAGCAUGGCUUUGUCUGCGCGAGGCGAUGCGGUCAUGUUUCUCGACGAGCGACCACAUCAUCGCCCUCGACCACCAGUCAUCCACCAUCAACAGCAGAGCAUUGUGCCACCGAGAACUUCCUAUAGUUCGAGUCCUACCACUCCCAUGCUCAGCAUCAGUCGCAGCGACUCGGAAGAGGAUGUCGUCGGAAGCUUUCUGGGUCCUCGACGAAGGAUAGGCAGGAAGCGAAGACACAGCCUCAGGUCAAUUCCUGUCCUAAGUACCACGCCGCCCUCGGGUCCAAGCCUGGGCGACGACGCGAUCCUGGGCUUGGAAGCAGCGAUCAAAGUCACGGGCACCUACAAGACACAGCAGUCAAUGGCCGUCGGUCACAUUCCGGCAGCAGCCAGAGUUGACGUGUACCAGUUUCUCUCGAGUUACUACCUGGAGACCAUUGAGCAGGAGCUUCCUUACGUUACGGGGGGGAAGUCUUUGGCGAGUAGGGUCUCCUCCAUCAUGGAGCAUUAUGCCCGUGCAGCAGAGCAAGUCAACCAAUUCCGUCUUGCACAAACUUGGAGAAUCCUCGCAUACUCAGUCAACCUAUUAUUGAACAGAAGGGCGGAGUAUCAUCUCCAGCUUCGACUGGGCCAUUUCCAGAAGAGGCCAUCCCUGCCAAAGAUCAAAGAUAUCCCAAAGGUCAAGGUCCCAAGAUCGUUAGGCGUCGUCGUGGAGAUGAAUGGCGAGGACACGCCCAGACGGCCCUCCAGUGCUGUCAUCUCAAAUACCGUUGAUAGCAGGUCGCUGGGCCCACGAUCGUUGCUGUCUGAGGAAAUCGAGAGUACAUCCAACGUCACUACGCCCAUCGCCCGGGCCAUUAAUGAAGAGAACGCAGAACAGGGGGCGUCUCGAUCGGAUUCACGUCUACCGCCCGUCAUGGAGUCGGAUGGCUUUGCUUUGCCCCCUGCUGCUCACAGUACGUUCAACAACAGUCCUCGCAGGCGACUGGAUUCGGUCCCUUUGUCUGUCACAAGCCAUCACAGCGACCAGACACAGGUCUCUAGCACAGAUGGAUACGACUUUUAUGAUACUGACGCCCUCGCUCAAGCCAUAGAUGUGCCCGAGCCAAAACAAAAGGAGCAAAUGCCCUUGGACUACGGCCCCCGCACCCCAAAUAGCCGCCGAACCGCCCUGAGGCACAACUCAGACGACAGCUUUGCCCAGAUGUUCUCCAUGUCUGAGAGUAGCAGGCAGACAUCGGGGCUCGCGUCGUCCUCUGAGGGGGGCGUCUCAGCUAGAUCUAUCACGAGCUACCCUGUGCAAAUGCAGAAGCAGACUGUUGACGAGCAGGGCGAAUAUGAAAGUCGUAUCCGUGGCAAGGAGAUUGAGGACUCACCAGAACAUGGCGCGUUGACAGAGCUAAAUGCGCCUGUAGAGAGCACGCCGAAAGACUCGCCAGAGGAGAUAUUCAUGAUCUCCCAGACCACGCUGGCAUCCGACACCGCUACUGACGACCUAUCACAAUCCCAAGUCAACUCCCUCCCACCAACAUAUGAGGACCUCGCCCCUCUCCAUGUCGGUGUAUCUUCUUCAACCCCGCCAAAACCUAAUUCAACUCUCCAACACGACCCGACCCCGUCGAUCCUCGAAUCUGACUACCUCCCCUGGCCAGAGGACCCUUCGUAUCCGCACCCUCUCCCCUCCAAAGAAACCCCCGAAACCUCACCGCCCCUCAACCCCUACACACUCCUCACCCGCGCGCUCGACUUCGAAACCCGCACAUCAGCCCUGAACGCGUCGGCAAUGGUUCUCCUCCUCAAGCCUCUCAUGCCAGACUCCGUCAUCGACCCCUUCCGCGCAACCGCGAUCCUCCGCCAACACCACUCCCGCCUCAUGGGCAUGCAGCUCUUCAUCGAAGCAGCCCUCCUCCGCAAACUCUGCGUCCGGGGCUGGCCCGAAGGCAUACCGGACUGGGGCGCAAACUACACCUCCAUCUUCGGCACCGCCCAGCAGGGCGUCAAAGGCGGCUUCAUCUGCCCCUCGUGCCGCAAGCCCCGCGAACUCGACCCCAAGCUCGGCUCCAAGGCCCUCUGGAAAUGCGAGCGCUGCCGCGUCGCCAUGGCCCCCUGCGCCGUCUGCGGCCACCGCGAGACCACCGCCACCGUCCUCCCCAUCCCCGGCGGCGUCUCCCCCCAGAAGCAGCAGGAUCCCGUCAUGAGCACGUGGUGGUACUGCCCCGGCUGCGCCCACGGCGGCCAUGCCACAUGCCUCCAGUCCUGGCACGCGCCCUCGGACGACGGUAGCAUCCGCUACGAGCUCAGCGACGGCUGCUGCCCCCUCGACGGCUGCGGCCACGCCUGCCUCCCCGGAAAAUGGGGCGACGAAAAGUCCGCUGCGCGCGCGGACGAGGUUGGUCGCGCGGCCGUCGAGAAGGCGCGGCUAGGCGGCGUCGGAGGUGGGGGCGGAGGCAGCGUGGCCGGGAGUAAACCGCAGAGCCCCGUGAUCCAGCCCAACGUGCGCGGAGACAAGGACGAUGUGCCGCAGAGCCGGGCCGUCGAGAGUGUGCGCGAGGCGUUGGCGGGGGGCCCGCCUGGCGCCGGCAUUUUGAGCUCGAGCCCCGGGACGAGGCAGGGCGAGAGGGAGAGGCGGAAGAGCGUCAAAUUCGUCCCGACGGAGCGCUAG
Molecule: messenger RNA, 3852 nt
Organism: Colletotrichum siamense
Lineage: Eukaryota; Fungi; Ascomycota; Sordariomycetes; Glomerellales; Glomerellaceae
Product: putative WD repeat-containing protein
Exons: 1
Coding region: 1-3852 (1283 amino acids)
Biological process (GO): positive regulation of TOR signaling
Molecular function (GO): protein binding
Source: RefSeq, a predicted model, not a curated record